AUGCGUUUUCGUCAAUGGAUUUCACCGACAUAUAAAAAUCUAUAUGAUGCAUGUUUAAAUCAAGCACCAUUUUAUUCUAAUGAAACUAUAAAAGAAACUCGACCUGAUCAUAGUUAUUGUCGACCAUGGAUAGAUGAUCCAACAAUAUCAACUGCACUUCCACGAGUUCAACUUUUUUUAAAUUCAACUUCAAUAAAUGAUUCAAUUAUCGAUAUUGAUGAUAAUCAAAAAUUAAUUAAUGAAAAUAUUAAAAAUAUUAAUUGGACACCAACAAUUAAUACAAUUAUACCCGAUAUAUUUGAAUGUUUACAACAAACUAAUGAAAAUCUUACACAAGAACAACAAAUAUUUAUUCAAGAUAUUUGUGAAUUAAUUAAUGAAACACAUAUUGCUUCAUUAUGUUGUGAAUCAAAUAAUUGCAAUGUUGUCUAUUGGCGUUUAUCAAUACAUCAUAUUGUAGCAAAACUUUAUUCACUUCUUACUCUUCAUUCAAAUUAUAAAAAUUUACUUGAUUGGCUUCAUGAAUAUAUAUGUAAAACAUUUGAUCGAAUAUCAAUUGGUCAUUAUGUAGAUUUAUUUCAAAUACUUUAUGAUGAGUAUCCUAAUAUUCGUUCAUUAUUUAUUGAAAAAAUGAAAUCAUAUUCAACAACAACAACAGAUCUUAAUUCAUAUGUUUAUAAUAAAUUACUUCAAAAACCAAAUGAUCUUACUGAAGAAGUUAUUUAUAGUAUAACUUUGUCUUCAUUACCAAUACCAAUUGUUUGUCUUUUAAUUCCUGGUUUAAUAUAUGGUAGUCAUAUGGAACGUAUUCAAUUUUGGCAAAGAAAUCUUUCUCAAGUAGCAAUAGUUAUGCUUUCAACAAUGAUUGAAAAAGAUAAUAAAUCAGAACAAUUACAAAUUCAAACAGCUUAUGAAGAUAUUAUUACGAAAUUUAAUGAAAUUCGUCAACUCUAUCCAAAUCAUCAUAUUAUGUUUCUUGGUUGGAAUGUUGGUUGUAUUCUUGCACUUAAAGCUGCACUUGUUUGUUCUGUUUCAUCUGUCAUUUGUAUGUCUCCACCAUUCGAAGCUUUAUCUGAAGAAACAAAAAAUGAUUUUACUCAAAUAAAUGCAUCUAUAUUAUUUAUAACCGGUGAAAAACAAUAUACAAAUCAAAUUGAUCAUUAUCGUCAACGACUUAAAUCUCGUAAUGGUUUAAUUGAACUAGGUCAAUGUGAUGAUAAAUUAUAUAUGUCUGAAAAUGGAAAAUAUCGUUUUCGUUUAACACAACAAUUAAUUGAUAAAUUAAUUAUGGAAGAAAUUCUUGAUUUUAUUAUAAUAAUAUCACCAAGAUCAAAUCGAACACCAUUUGAAGAAGUCGAUGAUGAAAAUAAAAAGAAAAAAACCGAACAUGUUCCUUCUACUACAUUAUCAUAUAUAGAAGAUUCAGAAGAACCUUUUCUUUAUACGGGUUUAAAUUCUAAUGAUAUUACAUCAACAACUUUAACAAUUCCACCUGAACAAGAUCCAAAUUCAAUUUUUCUAAAUACUAUUCUUCCAACAUCAACAUCAACACGAAAACGUAAAGGUUCAACUUUAACAAAUUUAUUAGAAAAUGAUCGUUCAACAGGAACAAUAACAACGAAUUCAUCCAAUACAACUACUACAACAAAACGAGGACGUCAUCGAACUAAAAAUUUACCACCUAUUGAUGAUAUGGAAUGGGCACCUGAUAAAGAAAAACGUCCUAUUAAAUCAACUAAUAAAAAACAAAAUAAACAAACAAUACCACCACCAACAUCAACAACAAGUAUACUUAAUACAUUAUUACAAUUACCAUCAAAUCAACCAAAACAACGAAUAAAUGAAACAAAUAUAAUAAAAACUAUUCAUCAACAACCGUCAUUUGUAAAUACUGUAUUAUCAUCAAAUCCUUUUCAUUAG
Rotaria sp. Silwood1 is the source of this 1920-nucleotide messenger RNA. The record is from the annotation of a GenBank genome assembly. Lineage: Eukaryota; Metazoa; Rotifera; Eurotatoria; Philodinida; Philodinidae.